AUGAUAGUAUAAGGGGUGCAGGGGGAGGUUUUCUCCGAUUGUCCGAUGUGAUAGUCACGAUAGUUUUUGUCAUGACUUUUCGUCCUCACGAAUGAUGCUUGGCGGGUUAUGUUCUCGUUAACUGUCGAGAAUCAACGCGUAGCAGUUCCGCGUGUGAUGGCAGCGUUGCGUUGCGCAGAAGUGACAGCUGACUAAUGUGAUGGUCUGAGAACUCGCGUCCUCGCGUCCUUGCCGUCCUUGGUUCCUACGUACAUCUGUACUCAUUUUGCACUUGCGAGACCUACAUAACGCACGUAGACGCGCUGGAUCGAGCAAACGUUUUCUAGAAGGCUGCACUGAAGCAGUGUGUAUCUAGCGAUCAUGGAACAAGUGAUCGCGUUGAGUACGCAAAAUCCAUUGUCAUUACUGGUUAAAUUUGGUAUGAUGGCUUGGAACAACAGCUGUGGAAACGAUAACUGUUCUGGCCACGGGGAAUGCCAUAACGGGACCUGUCUAUGCGAGAUUCAGUUUGACGGACCGGAAUGCCAUUUCCCAAAUCUAAGUUACUACAUCGCAUUUGCAUCGAUUUUUUUCUUGCUGGCUUUUGUCUGUUUGAUACAACUUGUCAUGUGCAUCGUUGCUGAGUGGCAAAAAAUGAAGGCACCGUCAUUUCUGAGAGCAUGCAGGGUCACUACUCAAAAAGUGUUAUACUUUGUAGUUUUUCUUGCAUCAAUCAUACGAGGAGCAUACUUUACCUCACCCACUUCUUUUAAGGAAGGUUGGUCCAGGAGUUUGCUGUCAGCGUAUUAUCCGUUGCUCUUGAGUGGAUCAUCAUUGAUUGUUUGUUUCUGGGCUGAAGUGUUUCAUCUAAGAGAUAUUCGUUGGGACAAACCCCAAUUUUUAUCAAAAUCUUUUCUGGCCUUUGUUGUGUUCAACAUAUUAAUAUAUUCCCUCUUAUUUGCGGAAUUCAUCACGGCUCAGACUUAUUCACAAAUAGAUCGAAGCUUUCAUACACAUGUAUUCAAUGGCUGUUAUGCAGUGCUUUUGUUCAUUGUAGUGGUCUUCUUCUUGAUAUAUGGAGUGGAAGUAUUUUUCAAAGUUCGUGGUGGAUUCUUGAAUGAAUGUCAAGUUGCUUCUAUCGCAACAAAUAAACGUGUAGCUGAUACAACAAAGGUCCAUACCGAGGAUCAAGUAACAGCAAAGUUGUUUGAUCCAGGUCCAUCUACAUCCACAACAGAGUCUGUGCAUAUGCAACAAGUGAAUACGUCUCAAUUGCAUCAGUCAAGAUUUGGAUUACUCUCUCAAGCAUUCAUGUUGUUUAUAGUAGUUGGUUUUCUGUUCAGUGAAACUCUUAGUGAAUUUUGGAAAACAAAGGUACCAUUGUACAGCAUGAAUUGGCAUGAUAUUGUAUUUCGUGUUAUUGAAGUUGGUGUAAUACUCUGGUUCCCUUGUGUUUUAUGGAAUUGUAUGAGUCCAGAGCAAUUGUGGAUUUUAAAUCCAAAGCGCAUAUUGAAGAAACUAGAUUUGGACCAAGGGAAACAUAUAAAAGAAAUCGAGUUACAAGAAAAAGGCGCGUCUCAAGAUACCGCGUUUCUUUCUGCAGAUACAGCAUCAAUUAAUAGCAAAGAUUGUUGGAUUUGUUAUGAUAAUGAGAGACAGGAUGCUGGUCCAUUGAUACAACCAUGCCAAUGUAGAGGUGAUGUAAGCGCUGUACAUCACGAUUGUUUGCGUCGUUGGCUCCUUGAGAGCUCUGUAAAUGCUGACAGUCUUGCUUGUAAAGUUUGCAAUACGAAAUAUAAUGUUGAACAUGCCAGUCGGUUGGACUGGCAAAACAGUUUGACCCCACGCCAUUGUCUGCAAACUAUUGCUAUUGUUACUACGAUGUGUGCAUCUUCUGCUGCUGCCUGGAUAGUUAUUCAACUUGUAGAAGGACCCAUCAUCAGAAUGCUUGCAGCCGGAACUGCACUUUUAAUUAUAUACGUCUGUAUAAGAUUCUUGAGCUUGAAUACCGUCGUAGCGUAUCAACGAGCCAAAAUCUCAUCGUUAAAUAUUGUUAACAGUGGUAGCGAGAGUAAUGGGACUGCGCAAGUAACUACAAUUAGUCAUACGAUUUCUGUGGACGUAACGAAAUCGGACAUGGCUAUGAUAUAAUCUAUACUUGCCAUCAAUCAUUGUAUAAUGCUGAGUUCACACUGAGCGCUAUGCUAUGUACGCUACAUACGGUAUGUAUAUUAUGUAUGCUAUGCUCGCUACACUGAAUGGCCAUACCGAAAAUUAUGUUUUGGAUGAACAUUUUUAUUAAUGAUAAAUGUUUAGUCAGAAAAAUUGAAAUUCAAUGAACAAAGACCAAAAU
This is a messenger RNA of Mycetomoellerius zeteki, 2332 nucleotides long. RefSeq lists its product as uncharacterized. The record is from RefSeq and is a predicted model, not a curated record. NCBI's taxonomy places the organism in Eukaryota, Metazoa, Arthropoda, Insecta, Hymenoptera, Formicidae. Gene Ontology annotation, molecular function: zinc ion binding. Bases 361 to 2130 code for a protein of 589 amino acids. The transcript is spliced from 10 exons.